AUGGUUCGUAAACUUAAGCAUCAUGAGCAGAAGCUUCUCCGAAAAGUUGAUUUCACAACCUAUGCAUCAGACAAUAAUCAUCGAGAUGCGGCUGUUAUACGAAGAUAUGCGAUACAGAAACCUGGAGAUUAUCAGAAAUACAAUAGACUAUGUGGCUCCCUCCGUCAACUCGCUCAUAAACUCACACUCCUCCCUCCCGAUUCCCAAGUGCGUCUAAAGCAGGAACAGAUCCUCCUCUCUAAACUUCACGAUAUGGGUAUCCUCCCCUCAACCGCUUCAACAUCCAAACUCUCCUCAGUCGAAUCCCACGUAACUGUUUCCGCAUUCUGUCGAAGACGUUUACCAGUAGUGAUGACUAGGUUGAGGAUGGCAGAGACGGUACAGGCUGCGAAUAAUAUUAUUGAACAGGGACAUGUCAGGGUGGGGACGGAAACGAUCACCGAUACUGCGUUCUUAGUUACGAGGGGAAUGGAGGAUUUCGUUACGUGGGUUGAUGGUUCGAAGAUCAAGCGAAAUAUCUUGAAAUAUAGAGAGAAGUUAGAUGACUUCGAUUUAUUGUAA
Molecule: messenger RNA, 561 nt
Organism: Sclerotinia borealis F-4128
Lineage: Eukaryota; Fungi; Ascomycota; Leotiomycetes; Helotiales; Sclerotiniaceae
Source: the annotation of a GenBank genome assembly